Coregonus clupeaformis (lake whitefish) is the source of this 3039-nucleotide messenger RNA. Its product is annotated as pannexin-1. Gene Ontology annotation, molecular function: channel activity. The record is from RefSeq and is a predicted model, not a curated record. The transcript is spliced from 6 exons. NCBI's taxonomy places the organism in Eukaryota, Metazoa, Chordata, Actinopteri, Salmoniformes, Salmonidae. Gene Ontology annotation, biological process: positive regulation of interleukin-1 production; monoatomic cation transport. The coding region runs from base 943 to 2241 and encodes 432 amino acids.
UAAUUGCAGCACCAUAGCGUCUAGCCCCUGUAGCCCACAUUGGCUAAGCUCUAGUCUCAUUAAUUAGUCAUGCCCUUGAUCCAGAACAAUAGUGUCACUGUCUUUGUGUCUGUCAGUAUUUCUGGGGGUAGGUUUACAGAAAUGUAUUUCACAUUCACAGACAUGGUCACUCGUGGCCUGUUGUAAAUGGGGUUUGAAAUCACUUUUAAACUAUUUCUGGUUAACAGAGAGGGAUGUGAUACCUGAAAAAGCGAUGAAGUCAUGAAACCCAAAACAAGCAGGGAGACAGAGAGUGAACCCUAUCUGGGGUGAGUUGCUGAGCAUGAGGCCAGCUGCUGUCCUUGGUGCUGCAGCUGCCAGGGCUGGGAUAGUGAGGCUGACUGGAACCCUCCUCCAAACAUGCCGAAAUGUGUAGGCCUACUGGCCCAUUUCAGCACUACCACAUGGGGGCCACUGCACAGCAGCAGUUGCAACAGUGGGGGACUAGUCAGUGUAUCAAAUUAAACUGUCAAAGCAACGCUACGAAUCAGGCCUACCUAAUUUAUUCCUGGAGAAGAGAGAUAACAUACUUUUGUUUUCUGUAACGCUCAGUGCGAGGACCUUGGAAAGGCACUGGCAGUCUGGCACUGCUCUUCCAUUGACAGUAAAAUAAUAAAAGGCUGUGAGCGUUGAGGCGGGUCACGUGUCGAUGGCUCCUUUGCCACUAGCCCAUCAGUGCAAGUCUAGACGAUGAGUCACAGGCGUUAUUGAAUGCACUUUCAGAUAAGGAACAUGCUUGUUGUUAAUUACAUGAAAUCUUAGUUUCUCGCCGUCGUCAUAGCAAAUAGGCCUAAUGUGCGUAAAAACUUGGACAUCGGCUUGUUUUUUUUGGAUGAACAAUACAUUUUAUUAACUGUCUAUUACUUUGAAAUUGGUCGCACGGUGACUAUUUCACAUUGAACCAUGGCGAUUGCACACGUUGCUACAGAAUACGUUUUCUCCGACUUUUUAUUGAAGGAUCCAACAGAGUCGAAGUACAAAGGAGUGCGUCUGGAGCUGGCGGUAGACAAAAUAGUAACUUUCAUCGCGGUUGGUCUCCCUUUGUUACUUAUUUCCCUCGCGUUUGCCCAGGAGGUGUCAGUAGGUACCCAGAUCAGCUGUUUUGCCCCUACGAACUUCUCGUGGCGACAGGCGGCCUAUGUUGACUCUUUCUGCUGGGCUGCGGUGCAGGAGCAGCAACCCAGUGUUGAUGGAAUCAAGGGCGCGCCCCUAUGGCUGCACAAGUUCUUCCCCUACAUCCUCCUGUUGUUGGCCAUCCUCAUGUACAUCCCUGCUCUGUUCUGGCGCUUCACGGCCACCCCCCACCUCUCCUCUGACCUCAACUUCAUAAUGGAAGAGCUGGACCGCUCCUAUAACCGAGCCAUCAGACUGGCCAAGAGCCUGGCCUCAUCUAUAGACACCAAAAAAGUAUCUGACGACUCCCCCAGUGCCCUGGACCUGACUGAGGGCUGCUUUAAAUACCCCCUGGUGGAGCAGUACCUGAAGACCAAACGUUUCUCCCGCUGGCUGGUGGUGAAGUACCUGGCGUGUCGGGUGAUUACUCUGCUCACCCUGCUGCUGGCCUGCCUCUACCUUGGCUACUACAUCCGCCUGGCCUCCAUCACCGAUGAGUUUGCCUGUGACGUGCGGACGGGGUUGCUGAGGAACAACAGUGCUGUUCCGGUGGCGGUGCAGUGUAAGCUGGUGGCGGUAGGGGUGUUCAGGCUACUAAGCUACAUCAACCUGGGGGUGUACAUCCUGCUGUCUCCCCUGGUGGUGUACGCUACCCUGGGCCCGGCCAGACAGAGCUCCCGCUUCCUCCGGCCCUACGAGAUGUUGCCAGCCUUCGGCGCUCUGGACCUGGACACACCCUUCUACAAUGACCUCAGCAUGUACCUGCUCUUCCUGGAGGAGAACCUCAGUGAGCUUAAGUCCUAUAAGUGUCUGCAGGUCCUGGAGCUGCUGAGAGAGGGAGGUGGUGAGGCCUUUGACACCAUGUGUCUGCUGCAGACUCUGGGACAGGUUAAGACAGAUGUGGUGGAUGGGAAAAAAUCCACUUCAUACCAGGACAGCAAAGACAGCACCAAGCUUGGAGAGGAGGAGGACACAAACUCAUCUGAGCUGAGAGAUUUCUCUACAUUGUUGCUGGACGACAGGCCGAAGAAAGACAACAAGGACAAGACCUGCUGUGGUGGGAAAGAAGUACGCCAGAGAGUGGUCUAAAGUGUGUGUGCGUGCGUCUGUUUAUGUGUGAACAAGGGUCUUUAAGUUCAGGAUUAGUUGAUGCUGAUCAAUCUUUUUUUAUCUGUAAACAAAAGUGCUGUGUUGCUAUGUUACCGUACCUACCUUAGCACUAAUACGAUGGUACCUGUUGGUCUUAUCAGGAUCGAUCAAGCACCUAUUCAUUUGUGCUCUGGAAUGUAAGCCAUUUAUACAUAUAGAACCCAAAGCUGUUUACAGAACUGUAGUCCGCAGUUUCCCCAUAGAGAAGCUCUCCUUUUCUGUUGUUUACUGCCAGAGUUACAAGGUGUUUGUCUGACUCCGAGUCAAUAGGCGCGUUCACAUUGCACCUUAUAGCCAAUGGUUAAAAACCUCAGCCCUGGGCUAAGGGACAUUUUAGCCUGGGCUAAGCAAGUGUUCACAGUUGCACAUUCUAAAGUGGGCUAGCACCAACUUUAGCCCAGGGAUAGCUGGCCCUGCACCGAAGCAGGGUUAGCACCGACUUUUCGGGGCUAGCCCCAGAAACACGUUCCCAAAAUAGCCAGUGUGAAACAAUGUCAAGAACAAAGCCUAGAAUGCUCACUGUCCAAGCACAAAAGCUGCACUGUCACUUAAUUUGCAUAUGCUUGUGAUGCCAGUAAUGCGUUCUGCACGUUAUUUUGACAAGUAUUCAUACAAACUCUACCGCUGGAAGGGCAGCAAACGCUCAAUUUUCGUCUAUUUUUUAUAGAUUUUCUAUUGACAUUUAAUUGGAUAUACAGUGAGGGAAAAAAGUAUUUGAUCCCCUGCUGAUUUUGUACG